UUAAAUACAUAAAUUUUCUUGAGUAUAUCUAUCAAUAUUACAAAUUGCAUAAUGGGCGAUGGCUACAUUAAGAGUGCUUUCAAUAUUGUUUUGCAGAACGUACCGUCUUUAUUUUGUAAUUUUUGCGGCUAUUCUAAUACUUCAGAUAAUUUUAGCUAUAAGUUUUUAUAAAAUUCGAAUUGAUGAUGGGAAUUUUAUGUUAAGUAAAUCUUCAGACAGAAAAAAAGGGAAUGUUCAGCUCAUUGGUGAUAAAGAACUGAAUCAGAGGAGUUCCCGUAUUGAUCCUGGUAUCGAAAAAUAUGCAUAUGAUUAUAUUGUUGAUGAUGAAGAUAGGCAGGGCAAUGUGUGGGAGAAACUACUCAAGGACAGUAGCAGCAGAAACAUAUCUCCUCGAGAUACUGAAAAGCAGAGAUUCAUUGAGAUUGUUGUGCCUGCUGAAAAGGACUUGAAAAACCUAAAAAUAAAUCCAAGUGAUAGAAAUAUAGUCAAUAGUGUAAAUGAAUCCAAAAAAAUAGAUAAGACUGAUGGUAUUUUAAAUAUAGAUGAGCUUGAUUUUCAUCCUUGGUGCAAUAUUACUACUAAAGAAGCAGUAUCUGCCAUUCAUCGUGCCACUACACAAGCUUGCAAACAUGAAAUUGCUAACAUAACGUGCCUUAUGCAGCAGGGAAUGCUUUAUCCAAAGAGGUUACCUCGUUAUUGUCCAUUAAAAGGUGAUGUGCCAAAUUCUUAUGUUGGAUGUUUCAGAGAUCAUUCAAAAAAACGCUUAUUGUCUAGUUAUUCAAGGAAAAUGCCAAAUAAUUCUCCAUCUCGAUGUGUUGAUCUGUGUUUACAGUCAGGCUACUUAUAUGCAGGUGUACAGUAUGGCAAUGAAUGCUUUUGUGGUAAGGAGAAACCACAUGAACAAUUUAAACUGAAAGAUAAUUUUUGCAAUAUGGAAUGCCCUCAGAAUUCCGUAGAAACUUGUGGUGGAUAUUUUGCGAUGAAUGUAUAUCACACUGGUUUGCCAAAGAUGGUAAAGCUUGAGCCAAAACCUGCUGUAUCAGUACUGGGGCCUGACUCUGUCAGAAUUGUGUUUCUUCUAACAGUUAAUGGCCGUGCCGUCCGUCAAGUAUAUCGCCUUAUCAAGUCACUUUUCAGUGAAAAACAUUAUUUCUACAUUCAUGUUGACUCAAGACAAGAUUAUCUUUAUCGUAAACUGAAGUUUUUAGAAAAUGAUUUUCCAAAUAUACGUUUGUCGCAAGUCCGUCUCUCUACUAUUUGGGGUGGAGCUAGUCUCCUGCAAAUGUUAUUAGUAUGUAUAUCAGAGUUGUUGCUUAUAAAGAACUGGACCUGGGAUUACAUUAUUAACCUCAGUGAAAGUGAUUUUCCAAUAAAGCCAUUAUCAUCACUGGAAAAAUUUCUUGUCGCUAAUAAUGGCAAAAAUUUUGUUAAAUCCCAUGGUCAAGAUACUCAGAGGUUUAUCGCAAAACAAGGUCUUGAUAAGACUUUUUAUGAAUGUGAUACUCAUAUGUGGCGUCUGGGAGAUAGAACCCUACCUUGGGGAAUACGUGUAGAUGGUGGAAGUGAUUGGAUUGCCUUACAUCGCAGUUUUUGUUUGUAUGUGACACAGCAAAACGAUACUCUUCUGCAAGGCCUUAUGACUGUCUUCCGUUACACCUUACUUCCUGCAGAGUCUUUCUUUCACACUGUGCUUCAAAAUAGUGAAUUUUGUGGAACGGUAAUUGAUAACAAUCUUCAUGUCACAAACUGGAAAAGGAAGCAGGGUUGUAAAUGCCAAUAUAAACAUAUAGUAGAUUGGUGUGGUUGUUCUCCUAAUGUCUUUAAGCCUGAAGACUGGCCACGUUUACAGGCCACAGAAGACCGUCCAUAUUAUUUUGCUCGAAAAUUCGAACCUAUAAUCAAUCAACAAAUAAUAGAGCAAGUUGAAACCUGGAUCUAUGGUCCCAAAAAGGGUAUUGCAAACUUGGAUAGUUAUUGGCAAAAUGAAUAUCAUGUUGAAGAUAAAUCUCCAUCAGCUGAUGAUUCACGCAUCAGUAUGUAUGAAAGUUUUGCUAGACUGGGCUUAAAGCAGCUGCAGGCUGCCCAGAAAAACUGUAAAAUGAGAUUCCUUCAUGUUGUUGAAGCUACAUUAUACAAUGUAAAUGAUGUUUUUAAGGGAUUGCUGAUCCUAUAUAAAGCUCAUGUUCCUCAAGUGGAGAAACCUGUUAUCUUGGAAACUCAAGUGAGACCUAUUCAACACUAUGUUGUAUAUAAAAGUAUAGGUUCGACUGGACGUCUGAAAUUUUUGCAGGUAGGCUCUGAUUAUGAUUUAAAGGAACAAGUUUUUCGAAACUUUGGUAGAAUUCUGGGCCCUUUUUCUGAACCAGGCCUAAUUCAUAAAUGGGGUCCUGGACCACAAUUUUCAGCUACAUUUGUAUGGGUCGAUCCUACCAAUACUGUAGCUGGAUCUUAUGAAGUUAAGAUUGAUUCUGGAAAUCAGGUACUAUAUCAUAAGCCAAGUUUUCGUCAACCUCUUCGUCCUGGCACUUGGACUUUAAAACUUUUAUACGAAUGGGAACUAGUGGCAGAAACUAUUUUUCUCGUUAUUCCAUUGUCUUUUUAUAGUAAUCACCAAGUAUCUAGUGAACAAGUGAAAUUCCUUCACAAUGGACCUGGCCAACCUUACGUUGAUCACGAUUUCACCAAUGUGGAAGCAUUGUUGCAGUUUACCAACAAAAGUUCCCAGUUACGUCAAGCUCUUGCCAAUUCUAGACGUUAUGGUAAAGAUCUUCGUGAGUGGACAGAUUCAUUAGUGGCUGCUUUUUGGAGUGUUCAAGAUACUUGUUUUAUCAAUCAGCCUCAACAUCCUACAGGAGGUACUUUGUGCUUAGAUAUAGAUUUAGAUCCAUGUCAUUUAACAAAUUGGAGCUCUCAUUCAGCAGAUCCAAAGUCUGCCAUCAGAGACUUUAAUCCAAAUAGUAAAAUUACAUGACAUCAGUGUUAUCAAAAUUGUUCAUGUAUAGCCAUUUGAGUCAGUCUUGCAAAGAAUUUUAUCAUUUGAAUCUCUACCGAGUUCUUUUAUUAUUAUUAUGUAGUAUUUUGGAUUAAAGUGGCAAUUUUACUUUGAUUUUGUUUAAUGCAUAUAAAAGGCUUGUAAUAGGAGAGUUCUGAAUAUAAAAAAAGUCGGUGCUUGAUUUGAAUAUGAAAUAUGGAUUGCUGUUUUAAAAAAUGUUGUACUAGUAUAAUUUUCUAAGUUGAAUUUUUCUUCCUUGAAAAUAAACAUGUAAUAGAGAGUGUUGUAAAUCUCUUAUUUUUUACACAAAUGUGAAAAAAAUAUCCUAUUCGUAUAAAGAGAAUAUUUCAUGCCUAGUCACUUAUGUCCAGAUAUUAAUGAAAAGUAAAUAGAUGGAUCAAAUAGAAAUUUGGUCAGGCCUUUUAGUUGGGCAAAAUGUGAAUUCUAAUGAUAAACUUAAUCAGCAAGUAUUGUGCUAUGACAUUAGCCAAGAAAGCUCUUAAUGUAUGUAAUGUUGUUAUGUAAACAUUGUUGAGUCUUGGAUGUUUUUCCUCAUUUCUUUUUGUUUAUUUUAGAUUGUAUGUUUACUGUCUCUUAAAAAAAAUGAUAUUUGUAUAGUUGAUUUAAUUUUAAUCAUUAGAAUUGGAUGUAAUAACAAAUUCAGAAUUUAUUUUAUAAAUAGCUGAAAAUUCAUUAAAUAUCUUAAAUCUGAAAAUCGGUUAUUGUAAUUUGUAAUUCCAGAUGAAAAACAAUAGAUAGAACAGUGUUAAGAUUUAUGUUUAGUGCAGUUAUUCAUAAAGAAGGUAGACAUUUUAAAUGCAGACUGUUUAAUUAGUGUAUUUGAAUUAUUCAUGGAAAAAUUGUUUGAAUGCAUAGUUUUGUAUAUUUUAUUUUUAUUUGAAAUCCAGUCUGUUCAUCAUUCAUUAAUUGAGUAAUAAAAUUCAUAGAUAGGAAUAUUAUAAACAAGUUCUUACCUGAGAUUAAGACAAUGAUUCUAAUCUGACUUUUCAGACAAGAAUUUUUUAUUUGAGAUAUUUGUCUUCAUACUGUCCCAAACAAAUUUAUAGAAAUUAUGUUAUGCAUGUACAAAUUUUCAAUGUGCCAUAUUAUUAUUAUAAGCAAUUUUAUUUCUAUAUCUGUGAUAGAAGACACUACAAUGUGUGUUAUUGAAUCCUUUAGAUACUCCUCAUCAUGAAACAUUGGUAUAAAAUCAGGAUCUCAUCAUUAAGUAGUUGAUGAAUCGAGUAGUAAAACAUUUUCAAUGAAAAUAAAAAUAUUGUGAAUUCCCAUUGCACCACGGUUAUUUAUCUCUAAAGAUAUAUUUUAACGUAAUUAUGUUUCUUGGAGAAAUAAUACAGUAUGAUUUAUUUUAUCCCGAUUAAUAAAUAAACAGUGUUCAGUUUAUUAGAUGCAAGAACUAAGGAAGUAUUCAGUAUCUCUUAUAUCAUUUGCUGUGCUCAAUUUAACCAUAUUUUGCUUAAAUAUAUACAUAUAUGCUGAGUUUUCUUAUGCUAUUAAAAAACAGAUGAUGGAGAUUUCUUCAGAAUAUUUCUGGCUGAUAUCGUAGGUCUUCAAAUAUGACAUUACAGUGCAUUGGAAAGAAUCGGUCUUAAUGACUCCAUCAUCUGCCAGUUUUUAAUUGGAUCAAAAAAUGGCUUUCAUUUAAAGUUAAAAAAGUAGUUUAUUAACCUUAAAAGAUAAUCUAAUAUUUAAUAGCGGUAACUGCAGAUGUAACUUACAUAAAGUAUGAGGAAAGAAUAAGCAGAAGCUCGGCGACAAAUCUUUUGGAUUGCAUAUUAGCUUAUUUACUAAAUCAGCUGUGAUCGAGUUGAAUGAUUUCAGAGAUUGUUCGUACUACCAUACACGUUACAUAUUUUUUUAUCUUUUCUGUUGUCUUAAUGCUAAUUAUGAUUGCUGAAUAUGUUUAUUAUAUACUUUAGGGAAAAUCUAUGAAUCUAAUAAAAUGAAUUACUAUUCAUAAUAAUUCAUAAUCAGCAUAUAUGUAUAUUAUAACAAUAAUAAUAAUUAUUGUUAUAAUUUGGUACAUCCAAAAAGUUUUUCAAAUAAUGAAUUUAUUUCGGUAUUGGAAUUGUUUAUGCUUGCUUAUGUAAUUGAUAAAAUGGAAGUAGAGUAACUGAGCUUUCUCAAUGCCUAGAAAUUAGAUUAUGCAAAUCAUUAAAAUUAGUAGAAAUUUCUAACAACAGGCUUCUUCUUCAACAGGCUUUAAUUUUAUUUUAUUUAUUUAUUUAUUAUUAUUAUUUUUUUUUUUUUUGUGUGGUGUGUGUGUGUAUGUGUGUGUAGAAUUUCUUUUUUUAAAAAGUGUUCUAAAUAUUUCAAACACAUUUUGUUACUUCAGUAACAACAUUCGUUUAAACCUGCUGUAAUGAGAGUUCACUAUAAUGAGUGUGAUGAUUAUUUUAUGCAUUUAGCAUCAAGUUGAUGCAUAGUCGUUUGUAACUGUAACAUAUUUUUUCUUCUAUUUAUAUAAAAUAUGUAUAUACAUAUAUAUGUAAUAUCCUGAAUAGAAAAUGCUUUAGAUGAUGCAUAUAAAAUUUAUAACAGUUUAAAAUUUUAAGAAAAUUUUAAUGCAACAUGUGCUGCUGUAAAAAAACUUAAAAGCUGAUAUUAGAUUUAUAAUUUUAAAAUUACAUUAAUAAUGUCACAUACUAUAAUGUUAAAGAAGUUUAAAAAUUAUAAACAGAAAGAAUCAGAUGUAAUUUUGUAUUUCCUAAUAUUUGAAGUUUGUAGUAAAAGAGGAACAUAUCAUUAAUUUGUAUUCAUGAUGAAGAUGCUAAUGCUCGCUUUGCAGCAUUUCCAUUUACUCAUAUCAUGGAUCUCAAUAUUAGUAAAUAAUAAGCCAAAUGUUACAAAAUAUUAUGCUCAGCAAAAUUCUGUGGAUCAGGUAUGUCAUCUGUAGAUAAUCAUGCUUCUUAAAUCAUUAUAUUUCAUUGAAACAACUGUGGACUUAAUCAGUAUUGUUGUAAAAAUAAUUGUAAUGAAAAUUUAGGAAUUCCAUUUAAUGAAAUUUUUUUUCUCAUAUUCCAAAAUUGGUAGAAUCUCAUAAUACACAUAUCUGAUAUAUUUAGGUAAUCAUGUAAAAUAAAUUUAAUAUAUAUUAAAAUUGUGGCAUAUUUUCCUAAUAUGAUGCAUUGUCAUGAAUUUAUGCUUCAAAACUAUUGAAUGUAAAUAUAAGAAUUAUUAACUACUCCACCUUCAAAGCUAUUGGAUUUUAAUAAGUCAUUUUCUAGAACAUGUACGUAUUUGUAUGUAUUUUGAUUUCAAAUAAAUAGAAUUUUGCAUAAAAUUCUAUCAGCUUUUGUACUUUCAAUUUUUCUUAUACAUACUCAAUUGUGACUGUAACAAUUGUAAUAGUGCAAACAAUAAAAUGAUAUUUUUAUUUGCAUUAUAA
Stegodyphus dumicola is the source of this 6401-nucleotide messenger RNA. Its product is annotated as xylosyltransferase Oxt-like. Lineage: Eukaryota; Metazoa; Arthropoda; Arachnida; Araneae; Eresidae. Gene Ontology annotation, biological process: chondroitin sulfate proteoglycan biosynthetic process; heparan sulfate proteoglycan biosynthetic process. The record is from RefSeq and is a predicted model, not a curated record. Gene Ontology annotation, molecular function: protein xylosyltransferase activity. Gene Ontology annotation, cellular component: membrane.